AUGGAACGCGGAUGGAAUGGCGAGAGAGGUUUUCAGGCCAAUUCUGCGACCGAAGUCAGCAAGGCAUUGGACACCAUGGUAUCGAGCCUGCAACCGCGAGAGUUCUUGAUUAUUACUGGUGGCGAGAGGUUUCCGGAUCGUAUCAACUUUCGAAGCAAUUCGUGCCCGAUCUUGGAGGUGAAUGCGAAGGAUUUUCAUGAUCCGGAGCAGAACGUGAGCCUGAGAGGCCACGUAGGCCGCCAUCCUGAGAUUGUUCAAGGACUUCUUCGAGGCAAGAGAUCGCUGGACACGAUUCUUCGAAAGGUCGACAGGUUUUGUGAUGAGGAGGACCGUGGUGUGAUCGACUUGAAGUCAUCCGGAAGCCGCUUCAACUCCAAUCGUCCUGACCCCGAACCAGACCACAAGCGUUCGAUCAGUCCCUUCGGCCCCUGCAAGAACAGCUUCAUCCGACAAGAGCGCACCUUGGAAGUUCCACCAAAGGCUAUGCCUCCAGUGUUGGAGCCCAAGAAGAAGACGGCCCCAGCUUUUGUCUGGUAUCGACAAUCUCCUCAGCCGCUAUGUCCCAUUGCCAUUCAAUUGGCGGCCGCCCUCCUGGAUGCAUCUCGGCUCAGAAAUGGGAUCAUCCAUAUGACGCUGCAGGAGUGGAUGCCCAAGAACCGCGAAACGCUGCUCCCGUUCAAGAAUGCCCUGGCCUUAGCCAAGGCCAUUGACUCGCAGCAUGAUGAGAAACUCCUCCGCCAGAAGAUCAGGCAGAUCUACUUCUCCGGUGGCCAGGUGGAUCCACCAGAUGCACCACCACCAGUGCAGCAGGUUUGGCCCUACUCUGCGGGUGGCACCUCCUUCACCGGCAACCCCCCAUUCACUGCGUGGAAUCUGUUUGCCGACCCGGUGGCCGCCAAUUCGAUCUUCUCCUUUGGCUUGCCCAUCGUCCUGGCGACCGACAGCUUUCAGUACGCUUUGCCCUUCUACCGGAAUGACACCCAGUUCAUUCCCAAGUCCUGCGGACCGAAGACUUCGGAGUUUCUGCACCAAUUGGUGGAGCAAAUCCCAAAGGCACUCAAUGAGAGCUUAAGCCUUGUGAUGUAUUGGGAUCAAAGCACAGCAGUCCUGGCCGUUCAGAUGAUCUGGGCACGGGAGCGCUACGGAGCGCAGGCAGCGCAGCAGGCCCUCCGUGCACCGGUCUGUGCCCGCGCGGGGCGGCAGCUCGCGACGAUGAUGAUGGAAGCAGGGGAUAACAGCAGCGUGAGCGGCGGGCGCUAUGCACGGCUGUUGGAGAAUGAGUUUGGAAGGCCAGUAACCUCUUGCUUGCAAUCCCACGAGCGGAAGUUUAAGACCGCCUACUACACUGGCGUGUGCGGUUUCGACGCGGAAGGAUGA
Molecule: messenger RNA, 1377 nt
Organism: Durusdinium trenchii
Lineage: Eukaryota; Dinophyceae; Suessiales; Symbiodiniaceae
Source: the annotation of a GenBank genome assembly